UUCGAAUAAACUCGGGUGAAAUUUGGAAAUUACAGAACAAAGCGGUGACAGUGAGCAUUAGUGAUUUAUUAGUGAUUUAUCUGAUAUUUAGUGCUGCAUAGCUACUUGAAUCCUUGUGGUUGGCAAGCUGGAGAAGUGUACUCGAAAAUGUUCGAAUCCAUUGCAAACGUGACAGUGGAACAGAACGAUGUUGGCUAUUUAAGUCCGUUUCUGCAGGACCGAUGGAAUGCAUUUCUUGAUGUUAUUGGCGAUGAUCCCGAUUUUCUCUAUGUUUGGUUCCUGACGGUAUGGGCUUACGGGUUGUUCUGGAUUAUUGGCGGUAUGUUUGCGUUUAUGGACCUCACGAAUAAACCGGCUUGCAUGCGCAAAUACAAAAUACAGCCCGGGUCAAACGAGCCCCUGGAGUGGAGCAAAUUGAAGCCCGUAAUCAAAACGGCCAUCAUUAACCAGCUGGUGUAUGGAGUUCCCACAUCCUACCUAACAUACCAUGGACGGAUAUGGAUCACACCCGGCCACCUGCCUAACAUGCGGGAGCUACCGUCGCUGGAUAUUUUUAUCCGCGAUAUGCUGAUCUGCAUCCUCAUGUGGGAAGUCGCCUUCUAUUACACACACCGAUUGCUGCAUGCCAACUUUUGGUACAAGCACAUCCACAAGAAGCACCACGAAUGGCCGGCACCGGUGGCAUGGUGUGCGAUCUAUGCUCAUCCUUUUGAGUUCAUCAUCAGCGAUCUGUUGCCGGUGUACGCAGGACCCGCUCUAAUGACAAGUCACCCGGCAACUGUGGCCGUUUGGCUUGUGUUUGUCAUGGUGGACACCCUGGUGGACCACUCCGGAUACCAUUUGCCAUUCCUUGGAAGCUCCGAGCAGCAUGACUAUCACCAUUUGAAAUUCAACCAAUGUUAUGGAAACUACGGCUGGUGGGAUACCCUGCACGGUACGAACGAAGAAUUCCGCAAGAAGAAGCAAUACCUUCGGAACAAGAGAAUAUUCUCUCUGAAAUCAGCUCGGGAGCUGAUUCCAGAAGACGACUAGACAGGCUCGGCUAUGCUCAUCAAAAUUACAUACCUAAUUAUUAUUCACAUUAAAAACAGUUAUCGUGUUUAAGCGAUAGUUAACUGAAGAUUAAUCAUCAUACGUUUCAUGAACAUAUCGGUUUUAGGUGGUAAUAGCUUUAGGUAGCAAUAACAGUAGAUUACGCUUAAUGACAUGUUAUUCGUAGAUGAAAUAACUAUUUUUUAGUCGUUUUAGGAACAAUAUUUGUUAUGCAUGACUUGUUAUAAAAUAAUAUUUAA
Messenger RNA from Armigeres subalbatus, 1292 nucleotides. RefSeq names its product fatty acid hydroxylase domain-containing protein 2-like. The coding region runs from base 148 to 1032 and encodes 294 amino acids. Gene Ontology annotation, molecular function: C-4 methylsterol oxidase activity; iron ion binding. Lineage: Eukaryota; Metazoa; Arthropoda; Insecta; Diptera; Culicidae. Gene Ontology annotation, biological process: sterol biosynthetic process. The record is from RefSeq and is a predicted model, not a curated record. Gene Ontology annotation, cellular component: endoplasmic reticulum membrane. The transcript is spliced from 3 exons.